Molecule: messenger RNA, 865 nt
Organism: Radiomyces spectabilis
Lineage: Eukaryota; Fungi; Mucoromycota; Mucoromycetes; Mucorales; Radiomycetaceae
Product: ARP2/3 complex 21 kDa subunit
Exons: 4
Coding region: 76-594 (172 amino acids)
Biological process (GO): regulation of actin filament polymerization; Arp2/3 complex-mediated actin nucleation
Cellular component (GO): cytoskeleton; Arp2/3 protein complex
Molecular function (GO): actin filament binding
Source: RefSeq, a predicted model, not a curated record
UAGAACUUCAACCUCUUACUUCUAUUCUGUGCUUGCAUUGACCGUUAAACCUGUUAACGCAGAAUAUUUGGAAAGAUGCCGGCUUAUCAUUCACAAUUUAACGAUGGCGACUUUCAAUCCAUUGGCAACAUGUUCCUGCUCCCCAUAAAAACGAAAUUCAGAGGCAACGCGCCUAUGGCCGAUCCAAACAGCGAAGAUAUCGUAGAUGAAGCUCUGAGCCUUUUCCGAGCCAACUGUUUAUUCCGCAACUUUGAAAUCAAAGGCAACGCCGAUCGUGUGUUAAUCUAUUGCAUCCUCUUUAUUUCCGAAUGUUUGGGCAAGUUGAACAAAGCAACACCUCAAGGUGAAGCAAUGAAGCAGUUGAGCACACUGGCUGUCUCCAAUUUCGCUAUUCCCGGAGAUCCCAACUUUCCCUUGAAUGCCAUGUACACUCCUCCUCCCGACCGAUCUCAAGCUGAUCAAUUAAGACAAUACGUGCAACAACUUCGUCAGGAAAUCGCAUCUCGAUUAGUGGAACAGACCUUUGUGGAUGGAAAGCCUAGCAAAUGGUGGAUGUGCUUUUCCAAGAGAAAGUUUAUGAACCUUAGCCUGUAAUUAGAUGUGUCCAACUAUUAAAAAAGCAAACGAACGAGUCGAUCUUUAAAAUCGAUGAAGAAAGGAUCAUAAAAUGUAUUGCUUAAAAAGCACUCGUUACUGGCGUUAAACAUGGUUCAUUACCGACCCCGCCUGAAUGCUUAAAAGACGCUCACUGUUGUUGUAUCCCGACACGUGGGAUGUUCUUGGUUGCCAUACAGUCCCUGUUCCGCACCGUAUUGCACGAUUGGCAUGCAAGUGAAGUGUGGAGUUUGGCUCCUCUGUUGCUGGC